AUGGUAAGUUUUAAAUAUUAUUGUAUUAAUUAACAUUCGACACUGAUAAUAUUUCGCGUUAUUAUUAUAAUUUCUCGUUUUUAAGAAAACACGAUUUCUACACCGAUAUUAUUUUGAUGGGAGGGGAAGGGGGGGGGGUCUAAAAUUAUAUAACGAUGUAAAUUACUUUAUUGGUGGUAUUUUUUGAUAAACCUCUUAAAUAAAAUACACUAUUGUGGGUACAAAUGAUUAACUGUAACUUGUUAUAUCUACAUUAUAAAUUUUUAACUGAUUAAUUAUAUUUUUCUUUCAAUAUUUAACGGUGAAAAAAAUAAAUAUAUUGGUAUAACUGUAUAAUUAAUCAAGUUAUUUGGGGGAUUGAGCAGCUAUUUUAGGGCGCCUAGUAUCACUAAGUCCGCCCUAAUCGCGUCCACGGAUCUAGCGUACAAUAUUCGACGAUAAAAUUUGAAGAACACAAAUUUAUCCUGGGAAUUAAUUUAGUCAAAUAAUAAUUUAUCAAAAAAAAACCUACGGCUUCUUUUAAUUGUAAGAAAAGUUCGUUUUUUUUUUUUUUUAAUCUUGAAUACAUACAUUGAUACAUACACAUAUAGGUGGAGCUAAACUUUAGAUUUAAGGUGUGCUCCUAAGCUAACAAUAAACUACUUCUUAACUACCUAUAAUAUAGAAGAUUUAUUUUAAGGAUCGAUUAAGCGCAGCUUGUUAGGAUAAACAACUAUAUAAAUACUGCGAUUACAAUAUUUGAAAAAAGUUUAUAAUUUUAGUUCAUUAUUUUUACGAAAUGUAGUCAAUACACGUGAUAACUGUAGACAAGUUUUUAUCAUUAUUCUUAGAUUCUGAGUGUUCUUAGCGGAGAAUGUAUUGGCUUUACUAAGAUGUUUAUUGUUUUAAUUUUUAAUUUUUUUUUUUCUUAUGUGAAUACUUUUCUACCAGAAAGCUUAUUCCGAUGUACAUGAUGAAGAUUUUUUUAAGAGAAAAUUUUCUUGGAGUGGUACUUUAGGAAAGUGAUUGUUCGAUUUUCUCAGUAGUUUUCUCAUCAAAUGUGAAAAAAACGGGAAAUAUAUGAAAUAUAUUAGUAAAAUAUUACGAUAUUUGUUUUCUGCGUACAACUUAUCUACCAGCAAUUUUGCUCCGAUUUGCAGUGAUAGCACUUUUUCUGAAAGAAAAUCUGACUGGGAAGGUACUUUUAGGAGGUCAUUUUUCGAUUUCCCAUAGAAUUUUCCCAUUAAUUGAGAAAAACCAUGAAAAAAAAAAUGAGAAAAAGUAGGAAAAACAGGAAAAUAGGUUGAUACAAUAUUAAACAAAUAUUAUUAAAAAAAAUGUUUAAUGCAUAUUUAAUUAUUUUAUGACAUAUAUAUCGUUGACAAAGCAGCACUAUCAACCGAGCGCCGGAAUCGUUUUUUCGUUAGCAAUGGUUUAUCGCGUGAUAUCAUCGUAAUGGUAUCCACGUGUGAACUAUGUCCGUCUUCUUUUUUUUUUUUUUUUUGUAUAUGGCUGGGCAUUAAUUUAUAAAUAUGCACAAAAAAUGAAAACUGAGUUUUCUUCAAUCAAAGCAUAACCUGCAUACCCGUAGCCGGUGUUGAAUCCAGGCAUACCACAACGGACGAUAGCCUCCCCUGGAAAUUUUGUUUGCCUUCCCCCCCCCUGUUAAAUGUGGGUAAAUUAAUAACUAAUAUUAAAUAAUAAGACGCGGUCUUUAGUUUCCACAAUGAGUAUGAAUACCGAAACGACACUGAACAUCUUUUUUCCCCGUUUCACGGGAACAAAAAUGACACCAUCCGUGAUUGCGCGUCAAAGACUCGGGACCGUUUUGAAACCGGCGAGUAUAAGUGUAAGUUACAUGCGAGUCGAGACGCGUUGGCUUUUAUUUAUUUCUUCGAUAAAAUCCCACAAACAUCGACAGUGCGCUACUUAACGUCUGUUUGCACGCAACAGUGACGCGACAACGCCCCGCGAACGUUCUGCGGGAUUCCGAUGCCGGUGUGCACCGGGUCACCGGUGUUUCGUCCGACCGGGCGGGUACUUGGGCACCGUGGCUGAAAUCGGGCAAAGUCAAUGCUACUAACUAAAAACCACGGCCGCGAAACGAGAAAUAAUAUCGUCCGCGAGAAAUCUCGUUGUCGCGGCACCGGCGUCGGUGUACGGUCACGCGCCGGACCAGCGAAAACGCCGACAAGUCCAUCUUUCCGUUUAAGAGCGCGGUUGACCCCGCCGGCGGAAUUCCGGAACGGUCGCGUCGCUCGUACGAAAUGUAAACGGGUAAUUUUUUUUUGCUCCCAUUGUUUACGCGAACCGUUCGGACGCAGGGGCUGCUGUCGAUGCUGAAACGGUUGCGGUCGUCGCCGGACAAGGAGCUGCGGAUCCUGUUGCUGGGCCUGGACAACGCGGGCAAGACGACCCUGAUGAAGAAACUGGCCUCGGAGGACGUGUCGCACAUCACGCCCACGCAGGGGUUCAACAUCAAGUCCGUGCAGGCGGACGGCAUGAAGCUCAACGUCUGGGACAUCGGCGGCCAGCGAAAGAUCAGGCCGUACUGGCGCAACUAUUUCGAGUUCACCGACAUACUGGUGAGUGGACAAAAUCGGUCACGGUCGGACUUUUUAGUCUUUUUUUUUUUUUUUGAUUUUCUCGUGAGUUUUUCCUAUUAAUGGGAAAAAACGUAGAAAAAAUGGGAAAACGCACGUAAUAUAUUAUUUGAAAAUCAUAUACCUAUACAAUAAUAUUACACCCUCUUUUUUUUUUUUCUGCGAAGAACAACUUUUCUACCAGCAAUUUUGUUCCGGUUUUCAACUACAGCACUUUUUCUUAAUAGAAAUUUGAAUGGGGCGCUACUUUAGGGAAGUUAUUUUUCAAGUUUCCCAAGGGUUUCCUCAUCAAAUGUGGAAAACCGGGAAAAAAACAUAUUAUAUAAUUAAAGAAAAUAUAAAUAUUGCAUGUAUUUCACCAUAAUAUGACAUAUUAUAUAUUGUUGACAAAGCAACAUUAUUGACCGGACUUCGCUCAGAAUCGUUUUUCGUAUAUAAUGGUUAUUCUUUGCGUACAGAUACACAUUGAGUUUCCCUUCUACCUUCUCAACAUCUCGCCUACAACAGUGGCCCACCAAUCGUACUUAGUAUGUCUGAACCAUUUUCUUUUCUUUCAACUUUCGUUACACUUUACACUAUGGUAUACUGUUGAAAAACCGUAUACGACUAACGAUUUAUUAAAUUUAGUUGCUUUACAAUUCUUGUCGAUUAUUUUUGCUGUACAGAUUUACGUGGUGGACAGCGCGGACAGAAAACGGGUGGACGAAACGGGAUUCGAAUUGAACGAACUGCUCAACGACGAUAAACUCGAAGGAGUGCCAGUGCUCGUUUACGCUAACAAACAAGACUUGGCCCUGGCCGCUCAAGCGUCGGAAAUAGCGCAGGAGCUCAACUUGCAUCUGAUUCGCGACAGGCCGUGGCAGAUACAGGCUUGUUCGGGUAUACGCGGAGAAGGCAUUAAAGUAAGCGUUUCAUCGUAUUAUAUACGAGAUGAGAUAUUUAAUCGAAUAAAUUUUUUUUAUUAUUUUGCCACAAAAAAAAAAAAAAAUAUAUAAUGGUACGUUAACUACACACGAACAUAUCAUAGCUCUUUAGCAAAACGCGGAGGAGGAAACAGGAUAAAAUGAUGUUUCAAUAAGUACAAUAAUAAUAAUAAUAUGUAAUAUGUAUUUUUAUAAAAAUUACAAAAAAAAAAAAAAAAAAAAAAAAAAAAAAAUAGUAAUAAUAAUAAAAAAAAAAAAAUGUAUACACAUAAUGAUAUAUUAAUAUUAAAUCGAAAAUAAAUUGUAAUAUCACACUUCGAUUAUCGUGCGUUAUAGUAAUACGUAUAAUGAUAUAUUAUUUAAAGAGUAAAGUACAAUAAUAUAUAGGUAUACAUUAAGGUACAUCUAUAGCUAGCUAAAGUCAUUUUAAAACCGUACAUUUAAAUAAAUAAAUAAAUAAAUAAUAAAAAAAAAUAAUAUCAUACAUUGCGACAGGCUUAUAGAUAUAUUAUAAUAUAAUACGUAUACAAUUUAAACGAUUUAUUAAUAUUACCAAACAUUUUUUUUUUUUUCUUUCUUUCACUCAGGAAGGACUGGAAUGGAUCGGUCAAAAUGUAAAAAAGAAGUAACGCGUUAUCCAUGUAAAAAUCGUUGUAUACAAGAACGUCUUUGCGCCAAUCGCCAUACAUAGUCGGUUUCAGUGGUAUAUGUAAAAAUUAGUAAAAUCGUUUUUUUUUUUUUUUUUUU
This is a messenger RNA of Cinara cedri, 4252 nucleotides long. Lineage: Eukaryota; Metazoa; Arthropoda; Insecta; Hemiptera; Aphididae. The record is from the annotation of a GenBank genome assembly.